Molecule: messenger RNA, 852 nt
Organism: Heterobasidion irregulare TC 32-1
Lineage: Eukaryota; Fungi; Basidiomycota; Agaricomycetes; Russulales; Bondarzewiaceae
Exons: 4
Coding region: 1-852 (283 amino acids)
Biological process (GO): protein phosphorylation
Molecular function (GO): protein kinase activity; ATP binding
Source: RefSeq, a predicted model, not a curated record
AUGCUCUAUAUAAAGCCAUUCACCCUGAUUAACAAUAGGUACUCCAUUCGUUAUCUUGAGGAGUCUGGAGGGCAAGGUUCCGUUCGUCUCGCGAUGGACACCCAAUUGGAGACUUGGGUCGCAGUGAAAAUCUCGCCUGUUGAUUCGGGAGCAUCGCAAGAGGGUGAUGUUUAUGCAAAGCUUGGCCCUCAGCCAGGUUUUUUGGCCGUCCUCUGGUCGGGCACACAGGAUGGGGUUCAUCUUCUUGUGAUGGAUCGCCUCUUGUGCACUCUACACAAGUUUCUAGAUUUUGCACUGCUCAAACGGAUACGGCUACCCGCGGAAGAUAUAAUGGCGGCGAUUGCAUUCACACUCUCACCCCUUCGGAUACUGCAUGAGCACGGCUUCGUCCACUGCGAUAUCACGCCAUUCAAUAUAGGAUAUAAGAACGCGCGCCCACACCACCCCCUGUGUCUCUUUGACCUUGCGUCCGCUGUCCCCUAUGUUGACUCGGACGGCUGUCAUGUGGAAUGGCAAGAGGUUGACGGUCGGACUCUGUAUCUAAGUUCGGAAUUUUCAUCUGUCAACAUACAACUGGGACAAACUCCGUCUCGACGCAAUGAUCUGGAAUCUUUAGCAUACACUGCGGCAUAUGCUCUUCGGUAUCCCAAACCGCUCCCGUGGAGUCAUCUGUGUAACCUGUUUGGUGCAGACAGGAAGAUCGCUCGGAUGAAGAAGGAGUGCAGUAACUCAGAGCUUUUUGGGGCCUUUUCUUGCUUCGCUUUACUUUUGGAUUAUGCACGAGGCCUCGGGUUUACCGAAGAGCCUGAUUAUGACUAUCUGAUUGGCGCGUUUCAGUCGGCAUUGAGAUGA